UUCCGCAGGAAAUAUUGCGUGACAAGUUCCGCUCCUCUGCCGUUUCCUCACCACGGCUAGUGAACUAAACAGCUUUUUUAUUAUGAAGUUAAUAUUAACACCUUCUUAAAAACACGAUAAACUCUGAACGCUUUGCUUUAAAAGCGAAGAUCAUGGCGAGGAUUGGAGACAUCAUUCAUCUUAACGUCGGGGGGAAAAGGUUCAGUUCCUCCAGACAGACUCUGACAUGGGUUCCUGACUCGUUCUUCUCAAGUUUACUAAGUGGACGGAUAUCAACCCUGAAAGAUGAGACUGGAGCGAUCUUCAUUGACCGAGAUCCGUCUCUGUUUGCUCCCAUUCUCAACUUCCUGCGCACCAAAGAGCUCCACCCCAGGUCUAUAGAUGUGCGCUUAUUGAUGCACGAGGCAGAGUUCUAUGGGAUCACGCCGCUGGUGCGUAAGCUGCAGCUGUGUGAUGAGUUGGAUCGCUCCUCCUGCGGGAACGUGUUGUUCAACGGCUAUCUGCCUCCGCCAGUGUACCCGGUGAAGCGCAGGAACAGGCACAGUGUGGCAGGAGCCCAGCUCCGGGGGCCGGUGGAGAGGGCCCCUGUGAGGAGGAGUAACACAAUGCCUCCGAACCUGAGCAAAGCUGCUCUAGAGGAGAGAGCCACAGGGCCGGUCUCUGACCCAGGUAUGGUCAGAAUCGUGUGUGGUCAUCAUAACUGGAUUGCUGUGGCAUAUGCUCAGUUUGUGGUGUGUUACAGGGUUAAAGAGUCGACUGGGUGGCAGCAGGUGUUCACCAGUCCUCAGCUGGACUGGGUGAUUGACCGAGUGGCUCUUAAUGCCAAAGUCAUGGGCGGAUCCCUGGGGGACAAUGAUAAGAUGGUUGCUGUUGCAUCAGGAACAGAAAUCAUACUGUGGGCGAUCUGUCCUGAUGGAAACGGCAGUGAAAUUGGUGUGUUCAGUCUGAAUGUGCCGGUGGAGGCUCUGUUCUUCGUGGGAAAUCAGCUCAUCGCCACCAGCCACACGGGGAAAGUGGGAGUGUGGAACGCCGUCACCAAACACUGGCAGAACCAGGAUGUGGUUCCUAUCAACAGUUACGACACAGCCGGGUCAUUCCUCAUUCUGGGAUGCAAUAAUGGAUCUAUUUACUAUAUAGAUGUCCAGAAGUUUCCUCUGAGGAUGAAGGAUAACGAUCUGCUGGUGACCGAACUGUAUCGAGAUCCCACCGAAGACGCCAUUACUGCUCUGAGUGUCUACCUGACGCCCAAAACAAGUGACAGUGGGAACUGGAUCGAGAUCGCGUAUGGCACUAGUUCAGGCACGGUGCGUGUGAUCGUGCAGCAUCCGGAGACGGUGGGAUCCGGUCCACAGCUCUUCCAGACCUUCUCCGUCCACCGCAGCCCUGUCACCAAGAUCAUGCUGUCUGAGAAACACCUCAUCUCUGUGUGUGCAGACAACAAUCACGUGCGCACCUGGACGGUGACACGCUUCCGAGGCAUGAUCUCCACUCAGCCUGGCUCCACCCCCCUCACGUCCUUCAAGAUCCUCUCACUGGACGAUAUCGACGGCCACGGAGGCUGCUCUGCUGGCACUGAGAUCGGUCCGUAUGGAGAGCGUGACGAGCAGCAGGUGUUCAUCCAGAGAGUGGUCCCCGACACGGAUAAACUCUACGUGAGGCUCUCCUCCAACGGGAAGAGGGUGUGUGAGGUGCGUUCGGUCGAUGGGACGUCCAUCACAGCGUUCGUGGUGCACGAGUGUGAGGGAUCCAGCCGCAUCGGCUCCAGGCCGCGCCGGUACCUCUUCAGUGGACACAGUAACGGCAGCAUCCAGACCUGGGACCUCACCACAGCCAUGGAGAUCGCAGGGAAGGUGGACAUCAAAGCUCUCGGGGGUCCCACUGAAGAGGAGCUGCUGGAGCUUCUGGACCAGUGUGAUCUGGCUCUGACCCGAACACCAGACAUGAGUCCCGCCGCGUCUCUCACACACUCCUCACGCAGCUCCACCUGCAGUCUUCAGUCUCAGUUCAGUGAAAUGGCUCGAGCUGCUGGUGGUUUUCGGGGUCCGGCUCCUCUGACCGGGAGUCUGCCCCGUCAGGCCCCUCUGGUCCCCCUCAGACCCCGCGAGCCGCCCCACCUGGGCCUGAGCCAGGCGUCUGUGGCCGGCAGCGACCUCGGCUCCAUCCGCAGGGGCAGCUUUGUGGAGCGCUGUCAGGAGAGGGCCAAGAGCUCGGACGCGGCCGGCCUGGACGCGGGGAGACGGAGCUUAGCCGCCUGCAGCGAGCUGGACGCACGGAUCAGCCUCAGAAUACAGUCCUCAUUCUCCACACCUUCAUCAUCAUCAUCAGCAGCAGCAGCGGCAUCCAUGAGGAGACCAGCUUCAGCAGCACCAAGUCCUGCUCCUUCACCGCUCAGUCCAGCCAGAUCACAGACGCCCGCCUCUCCAAGACGACCUCCGACCUCUCCGACCGGUGAGAGCCCGUCCAAUGAGAUCGUACCUGGACAAGAAAGCCCCGCCUCUUCAUCGUCCACCAGCCCCAAACCUCAUAUGAAUGAAACCAGCUUCUGAGAGGAACGUGGACACACGGGACAAAAUAAUAAUAAUAAUAAUUAUCAGAUUGAAUGUUCUACCCUUAAGCAGAACUAUUCAGAAAUACAGAAUUAGUCAUUGAAUAAUAUUUAUCUAUAAGUAUAUAUAAAAAAUGAUAUGUAUACUUCUUUUAGAACAGUAUUCUCAAUAUCAGAGAAUAUAUAUAUAUAUAUAUAUAUAUGUAUGUAUGUAUGUAAUUCACAAAAACUGAGUAUUUCAAAAUUAUGAUAACAUAUUAUAGCAUUUACAAGAUAUUUCUUUUAGAACAGUGUUCUCAGAAUCACUGGGUGCCUUAUAAUACAGAGUGUGGAGUUAUUAUGAUCCACAAAGUCUUGAUUUGUUUAAUCAUAUACAAAAAUGGACUGGCUGGUAACUUUUUUUUGGCAUGUUAACAUACUUCCCAAACGUAUGCAACUAACGAUCACUGGAAAGUGGAAACACUGUGUCUCUGGUGCUGUUGAAACAUUGAUCGACCAAUCGAGUGAGAACAGGGCGGGGCAGUGGGUUUAGCCAGCCAAUGACAGGAUGGGGGCGUGUCUAAGCGGCCUGUAUGAAAACGGUCAUUAUUUGGUCAGGUUCAUGACGUGAUGCUGCUGGAGCAGAAGUUACACGUCAUCGUCUCGAGGCUGUGCUGGGUUUAGAGUCAGAAGUGUGUGUGAAUGCUGUUCAGAUUGACAGGGAUGUGUAAUCACUGCUCGACAGCUCUGUGCUGAUUCUGACAUCUGUAGAGCACCAUAUAUUACAGUGUUUACAUUACACAUGUGCAUUAUAAAUCAACAAGAGCAAAACAAA
Molecule: messenger RNA, 3359 nt
Organism: Carassius auratus (goldfish)
Lineage: Eukaryota; Metazoa; Chordata; Actinopteri; Cypriniformes; Cyprinidae
Product: SH3KBP1-binding protein 1-like
Exons: 18
Coding region: 153-2546 (797 amino acids)
Biological process (GO): protein homooligomerization
Molecular function (GO): protein binding
Source: RefSeq, a predicted model, not a curated record